AAUACGCAUCAAUUCCUAUAGUAGUUCAAGACUUCAGUUUGUAUGAGUCUAUUUUAAAUAAGAGAGAAACAAAAUAGAAGUUUGUUAUUAUUAUUUCUUAUUAGUAUAUGUAUAUUAAUUUUGUAAACAGAAAUAAUAUUUUAUUAGUUGUAAAACAUGUCUCAUACAAUUCUUCUAGUACAACCAGGCAAUAGACCUGAAACAAGAACUUAUUCAGACUAUGAAAGUGUAAACGAAUGUAUGGAAGGUGUCUGCAAAAUUUAUGAGGAACACUUGAAAAGGCGAAACCCUAAUACUCCUACAAUAACUUAUGACAUUAGUCAGCUGUUUGACUUUGUCGACCAACUAACGGAUUUAUCUUGUUUAGUGUAUCAAAAAUCAACUAACACAUACGCCCCUUAUAACAAAGGUUGGAUAAAAGACAAAAUAUAUGUUUUACUCCGACGAGCUGCAGGUCACUGCGAAUGAUUUAAUUGUAAAAGAGGCAUACUUUUAUCAUUAUAAUUAAAGAUGUAAAAAGCAAUUACAUUUUCAUAAACAUUAACAUUAACCACGUAUAUUGUUUGUUACUCUUACAUUUUCAUGCUAAGUACAUAAUUUUAUAUUCAUAUUUCUUUCUUUCAAAGUAUCAUCAUGUACUUAUAACUAGUAUGUAAAGAAAAUUUGAACCAUUCUUGUGUGAAAAAAUAUUAAUAAAACAAUAAAUUAAAAUUUUGUCAAUAAUAUUUUUUAAAAAUGUACUAACUGUAACUUGGAAGAUUAAAGUUUGUAAUUGCAUAUUAUAAAUUUUUCAAUGAUUUUGUAUGGAAUUUUUCACUUAAAGAAAAGAUAGUAAUUAAAAUAUUACUUAAACCUAUUCAGUAUUGCCCCUCUGUAUGCUACGUCAAUACAUUUUUUUCAUUUAAAUAAAUUUACAAAUGUGCGAUAUACAGUUAGAAAAGGGUAACAAAAAAGAAAAUUAUAUCAAAAACUAAUUUAUGUAUUUAACUGUAGUUUCAGUGAUGUUUUUCAACAUAAAAAAACAUGAUGUGAUUUGCACAGAUUGGGUUUAUACUGUAUAUACAUAUAAUAGUAACGAACUGAAGUUGAAUUAAAUUGUACUAUUAUAAUAAAAAUAUUACAAAGUUA
Molecule: messenger RNA, 1128 nt
Organism: Leptopilina heterotoma
Lineage: Eukaryota; Metazoa; Arthropoda; Insecta; Hymenoptera; Figitidae
Gene: e(r)
Product: enhancer of rudimentary homolog
Exons: 3
Coding region: 157-468 (103 amino acids)
Source: RefSeq, a predicted model, not a curated record